AUGGAACCCAUUCUCAAGAGCCUUCACGCCGUGCAGGCCAACCCUCACAUUCUGUCAGCCUCCGAGAGGAACCUACUUCUGGCUCAGUGUCGCGUAACCAUCGCGCAACUAGAGGCCUCAGGGAUGUUAGACAGCGUCCAGGAUGCACACUCUGCAGGGUUUCAAUUCCACUCAAACUCACUCAGGCGACUUACGUCAAUCCUCAAUGGCUUCACCAAGGAAAGUGAUGACAGGAUUUGUACCUUUCAAGAUUUAGACCCUGAGCUUGUUAUUGUUUGCGGCUUGUGUAUAUCUGUCAAAGAAGUUAGCAGAAUGAAGGCCGAUACAUGGAGCGCAGUUAUUAGACAAGCCCGGCUCACUGCCAAACGCUUGGCUCCGUAUCUUGCAAGAAGCACUCAAAUUGAAGGGGCUGUGAACAAAUCAUCCAAUAACAGCUUCAAGACAAAAUUUGAGUCUUUUCAGAAAGAUUUCGGUGUAUUCCGCCGAAUUACAGGUAUUACCGACAAUGGAGUGAAAUACUUCCACUAUAUUGCUCCGUGUGUGCCUCAGUUAGAACAUUUAACUCGAUUGGCCGCUACUGGUACGGUAGCCUUAUAUGUGCCAGAGAUCGAAUCAGACGGGCGUCUCAGGAUCACAACUCAAUGGGAUGAGAAUUUCUUGGCUGGAUUGUUCGGAUGUCGGCUGGACGACUACGAUGCUGCAGGGCUUAUAGCAUAUGCGUAUAGAGAUCGCGUGACGCAGUACCUUGGAUUUUAUAUUUCUGAGGCUAUUGAAACCUCCCAGACACGCGCAUCUGAUCUUCCAGAAAACCCGGUGACACAAAGUGUAAGCUGCAACGGGUUCCCGGGACAGAUCAUUAUUGUUGAUGUAUAUGUUGGCAAGGGGAAAUGCAUUGAAAUCCUUGGCCUUGCAUCUUUGGAGGCGUAG
Molecule: messenger RNA, 927 nt
Organism: Fusarium verticillioides 7600
Lineage: Eukaryota; Fungi; Ascomycota; Sordariomycetes; Hypocreales; Nectriaceae
Exons: 3
Coding region: 1-927 (308 amino acids)
Source: RefSeq, a predicted model, not a curated record